GUGUAUAAAAGGAGGCAGAGCUGAAGGCGAGCAGAGAAGCAGAGAGAAUCUGGAAACACCGGAUCAGCAGUGUGGACAUACAGGCUCAGGAUCAGGACUUUGGACAGCUCAGCGCAAAGAACCAAAACAGACAACUUUAUCAAGCAAACAUGUGUAAAGCGAUGUUAGCACGGUCCGGUCCCCACCUGCUCCUCCUAAUAGCCCUGUGCAGUGUGUUGUACUCCCGGACUCUGAGUCUACCAUACACAUCCAUGAGACCGACGAGACACGCAGACGGACUGUUCACCAGCGGAUACAGCAAACUCCUGGGACAGCUAUCAGCGCGGAGGUACCUGGAGUCCCUGAUUGGAAAGCGGGUCAGUGAUGAGCUGAUGGAUGAGCCAGUGAAGCGCCACACAGACGCCAUCUUCACAGACAACUACAGCCGCUUCCGCAAACAGAUGGCCGUCAAGAAGUACCUGAACUCAGUGCUAACAGGAAAGAGAAGCCUAGAAGAUCCAGGAAACAGCGACCAAGAGGAGUCCAGGGACGAUCCCAACACCUUCCAGGAGAGCUACGACGACAUCAACGUAGACCACCUCCUAAACAACUUUCAGCUGCCACUUUGAGGAGGACCCUCUGCUCAAGUCGAUACCUCAAGUCAUCCUCAUGAAACCGCUCAUUCCAAAAAAAAAACAAAAAAAAAACAGCAACGCAGUAUUAAUCCAAAGGACAUUCGAGACGUCAGAUCCGCCAACGAUGAUGUGUUUUAUCCUCCGAUGUGGUUAUCUAUCUAUCCAUCCACACAGUACAUGUUUACACUGUAUAUAUACACACACAUACAACUAAUCACUAAAGACUCUCGGGGUCACGCUGAGCAACACGCGUGUCCAGGUUGGUCGGUCGGUGAAGUCGGCAGCAGGAAACAUUAACAGAAAGACCACGUUUGCUUUCUUUCUGUUGUUCCAUUUCCCUGGAACCAGUAUUAAAUCUGAAGAAAUCCAUCUAAUCUUUUUACCCGCUGAGUAUCAACAGAACACUGUUUUUUGCCUUGAUCUUGAGUCAAUAUUCAGUGAACAUGUAGCUUUAAAUCGCUGAUAAAUUUGAAUAUAUUCUCACAAAAUUUCACUCGGAGAGCUUCAUUAACUUUCAGUGAAGAAUUCCUUCAUGUAAUGGAUGUAACUCCAUUAGAUUUCAGUAAAAUUGCAGCCUUGUAUCUGUAAAUCACACUAAUUGUGCCAUUAAUUUUAAUUAAAUAACAUCCCAGUUUACUUUUAAUGCACAAUACUUUGAUUUCAGUGGAAUAUUUGCCACAAUUUGUUUCACAAUGUCUGGUCAGAAUUUCUUUUAAACUUUAGAAACACUGAAUGUCAAUGGAACAAGAUGUACUUUCAAUGAAUUCCAGUGAAUAUACUGAAUUUCAAAUGGUUAAAACUUUUCAAGUGAACUUUAAAUGGAGCAUUUAUGUGAUUAAACUCAUUUUAUUCAAAAAGCAGUUCCAUCAACUUCAAGUGGAGCAAUUUUUUAAUUAAUCUUAAAUGGAAUACCAUUAUCUUUCAGUGUUUUUGGUGAUUUCAUAAAACGUUUAUGAGAAAAUGUGUCUUUUUUUCAUAAUAGCUCUUCUUCCGUUAAUUUUAAAUGGAUAGAAUCCCCAUAUUAAUGUUUAAUGUGAUGACCAUUCCAUUAAAUCUCAUGAAUCGGUUAAACAUUGCUGAACAUCAAUGGCAACAGUAAUAUUUUUCAUGUAUUUAUUUCAUUUUAAGUGUGUCUACUAUCAUUUCUAGCAUUAAAUGAAACAUUGGUGAUGUAAACUUUAAAUGGAACAUCUGUCUGAUUUAUUUUUACCAACUGUUCCAUUACAUUUCAACAGAACAAUGAGUGGUACCAUUAACUUUCAGUAAUAUUCCCCUAUUUACUGUCAAUAGAACAACAGCUGCACAGAAUUACUGUGGAACAUUUGAUUUAUUUGUUCACUUUCACUCGAUUUAAAUGGAACAGUAAAUUCUGUUGUGUUAGAUUCUAAUCAAACAAUUAACGUUCAGCGGUGCAAUCAUGAUCAGUGCUGUUCUAAACAUUCGUGGUCUUCUGAUGAUUAAACGGUGAUUCGUGGGGUGACGGGAACACGUUUUGAAUGGACACAGAUGCAUAUAAUCACUUUAUACUUAUUCAACAUGUAGAGCAAAGAAGUUAUACCUGCAUAGACCUGCCUUUAGUGCAUAUAGUGAUGUACACCACUCACCAAAUAAAAGAUGUUGGUUUAUUUUUCAAAGCUGA
Molecule: messenger RNA, 2253 nt
Organism: Amphiprion ocellaris (clown anemonefish)
Lineage: Eukaryota; Metazoa; Chordata; Actinopteri; Pomacentridae
Gene: vip
Product: vasoactive intestinal peptide
Exons: 6
Coding region: 150-608 (152 amino acids)
Biological process (GO): negative regulation of apoptotic process; learning or memory; positive regulation of epinephrine secretion
Cellular component (GO): perikaryon; neuron projection; extracellular region
Molecular function (GO): neuropeptide hormone activity; peptide hormone receptor binding
Source: RefSeq, a predicted model, not a curated record